This is a messenger RNA of Hyalella azteca, 4086 nucleotides long. RefSeq lists its product as uncharacterized. Gene Ontology annotation, cellular component: Fanconi anaemia nuclear complex. The coding region runs from base 169 to 3216 and encodes 1015 amino acids. The record is from RefSeq and is a predicted model, not a curated record. Lineage: Eukaryota; Metazoa; Arthropoda; Malacostraca; Amphipoda; Hyalellidae. Gene Ontology annotation, biological process: interstrand cross-link repair. The transcript has 17 exons.
CUACUGCUGCAGGGGGUAGACCAGGUUGGGCACGAAAGUCUACGGGAGUUCUGUCGCUGUCACGUACGUCAGGCGCUCACUUGCUGCCCCGCGCUGCAGUUGUCGUACGUCCUCCACCACCAGACCCGCUACCGCACCUCCUCCCUCCACCCCCUCCUGCGUGGAGUGAUGCUCAGGAUGUGCGUGGUGCUGGAGGCAGGGGAGGUGCUGCAGUUGGUGGACCAGGUAGUGCGCCAGCAGGAGGUCAGCUGGUGCGUGGUGCUCUCCCUCAUUGCGGUGCUUGUCAACGCUGCCAGCGACGCUGCCGUUCAGAUCUCACAGCUGUGCUCAGAGUACCUGCAGAAGGGCUGUGCGGCAGAGGACCAGGAUCUGUGUGUGGUGGGGCUGCUGCUGGCGAGGCAGGCGUGCCACGAGCCCACACAGGUCUUCCCCAGCUACCCCCACUGGGUGGCCUCAACCUUCGGGGCCUCGGCCCCCUCUCCCCCCGCUACCACCACCAGGACCUUCACUUUCCUGAUGCAGGUGCUGAGUCAGCUCGUGCCCCAUGACUUACCUUUGUACCUGCGCACCCACGUCACCCAGCAGCUGCACGUCCCCCCCAGCUGCCAGCACCUGCUCAGGGACUAUCAGCUGCUGGCACGCGUCAGGCUCAGGGAACUGGGUGACAGCAGCGCUGGGUCAGCGUGUCAGACGGAGGAGGAGGUGGCGGCGGCCGUGGAGAGCUACCGGACGUCACACCGCCUGCCCAGGACGCUGCUCGAGAUGUCGUCCUUCAGGAGGUCUCACUACCGCACCGUCUUCCUGCCUGCACUCCUGCUGCGCCGGGACGGCCGGCCGCUGGUCGAGGCUCUACAAGCUGCAGGGCUGCUGCCGCCCUCCCUGCUGGCCCAACUUACCGCCGCCGUCCCCUCGCCUGCAGCGCCUCCGUCUGCACCUGCAGACGAAUUGCAGCGCCUGCAUCGUCUGCUGCAGAGGCUCGUGUCUGCCACACCUGGUGGGCUGCAAGAUAUCGGGUCGAGUGAUGUCCCUGUGGAGAUCCGGAGCGCCCUUUGUGAUGCGGGGGGUGCUGUGGAAGCUCUUCUUCGUCCCGAUGCCGCCCUCUGUGAACAGGGCGGCGCCCUUUGCGCUGACGACCCGCUGCAGACCUGCCCGCUCUCCUUACAGGUGCUUGACGACAUCUUGGACUGUGUUGGACACCUCGUGCUGGAGGAGCCCGUGGGCGACGUCCAUGGCGUCCACGGGCGCCGGGAAGACGCCCGUCCAGCGCUGGGGCGGCGCCCCCCGUGGCUGCCCCAGCUGGUGGCGCUGCUUGGGACGACGCCCGCGCUCCAGCAAGCGCUCCUGACGAAGGCGCUGAUGUCUGUCGCUGAGCCCGACUCGUCUGUCGGGGCAAGUGACGAGUCUACGAAGUUGUCAGUGCGGCAGCUGCUGCUGCUGGGGGCUGUGCUGUACGAAGUGCUGCUGCUCGACGGCUUGUUUUUGAGCGCACGCAGGAGCGGCGCACUCCUUCCCCUACCGCAGCUGUGGCUGCACUGCCUCGCGCCGCGCAGCCCCGCCUCCUGCUGGGCUGCCGCCUGGCUCUUGAACGGAUGGUUGUCAUGGCGACAAGUUUGCUCCUCCUCCGAGACAACAACAUGCGAUUUUAGCGGGGCUGGGAAAGCCGCCCCCAGGUUUAUUAAAGUUAAUUCCAAAUCAAGUGACGUCAGUAGAACAACUAUUGACGUGACCACCAGUGGCGAUGACGAUGUGUGCGCCCUCUACCGGUGCGUGGUGUGGCGGUUAGCUGAGCUGCCGCUGCCAGACGCGCUCAGUGAUGACCUGCGCCUUCUUCAAAGUUCAAAGUUCGCUGCUGCUUCUCCGAGUUUGCGUGAGUGGCUGCAGUUCGAGCUGCGAGGCGCCGGUGAUACCACAGCUGUGGUGAGCAGCCAGUCGCUGCUGCAGCUCAGUGCACGGCGGUUCCCCGCCGCCGACGGACGUGCGAUGUUGAGUGCUGCUCUUGACGUACUGGUCGAAAAUCCUGACCUGCAACAGGAGGCGCGGUGGUGCUUGCUGCAGGUGGUGCAGCGAUACGCAGCGCGCCUGUCGUCACCGCUGCAGGAGUCGCUGCUGGAACGGUUACGCCGUGCCGCCCUCACUCCCGACGCCGUCUUCAGGUUGAUGGUGGAGCUUCCCCCUGCGGUGGUGGUGGGGGGGCUGACGGGGGAAGAGGCGAUGCGUCUGCUGCUGCCGCUGCUAUUGUCGCUGAAGAAGACCUCCCCCAGCAUCCACCUGACGGCGGAGGAGACGAGCUGCCUGGUGGGCGCUCUGCUGCUGGUGCGCCCUCAGACGCCCGUCCUUGACGACUGCGCACUACAGCACCUCUGGGAUUCCGUUGCGUUCCACUGGACGUCUGUCAGGUGGGUAUUCGAGGAACGCCUGGGGGCAUCCGGAACACUCAUGCCCGACGUGGUAUUGCCGACACUAAAGGAGCUUUGGAGAGGCCUGGGCCCUCUGGAGAACCCAACUGAUUUACAACGUGCUGCUCAGCGCGUCUCCGACCUCCUCUCACAGGAUCUGACGGCGCAGUACCUGCUGGGUGUGACUUUGGUCUCCCUCCAGCAGCUGCAUUCGCCAAACCCGACAUCAGAACUUGAUAAUUUCAGUGUCAAGUGUAGAAGAAUGUACCUAGAAGCUUUUGUUGCUUAUAUCGGAGAGCAAAUCUUGAACCAUCGAAUGAGCUAUUUUUCAGAACGAGAAGAAGAAGACAUGCAAUUGUUGCGGGUCUUGAAUCGUUGUAUGAACGUAUUCCAGGAGCAGGUGAAUGCAGAUGUUGGAUACUUCACCGAGUCCAUCGCGUCUUUGCCUGUCGCAGAAUUUUCAGGAACAUGCACCUUGCUCGGUUUUGUGCGAGUGAGUCUCAAUAGCCUGGAAGCCCCGCCAACAAGUGGAGACUUGAGUGACCGCGUCAGGAAUCACGUCCUACAAAUACUAAUAUCAAGUCAUUCAUUUUUAUCGCGACGUUUUGACGAGAGCGAUGAAUUGCCGACGCCGGGUACUGAGGCUCCAGAACUGAAUUUGAACUCAGUGGACUACGUGGCGCUGCUGAGUGCACGAAUUGUUAAGCAGCUCCGUGUAACGCCAAGAUCGUGUUUAAUGUUGCUGCCUCCAGCCGUCACUGGCAGUGCUGAGUCUGUAAUAAGAUGUGUGAUCCAGAAACUUAUUGCAAAACCAAUGUAAAGAUCACGAUAAAUCUAAAGGUCACGACAGGUGGACUAGGCUCUGUGGAUGUUGAGGAUUGGCCACAAACGCCUCAGCUACCUAAUAAAGCGCCGUCAUGUGCUAUGCUGACGAACUGCCUGGUUCCCCUGAUGAGACUGCACGUCAUAGAGGACUGCCUCAGCUACAGUUAAAUCCAAUAAAACUGCUAGUCUAAAACAACUGUUCUCAACCCAGACAAAGAUGCUUACCAGGAUGCUCAACGAACCUACCCGGAAGUAAUUUAAAAACCGUAGCCUUAGAAAUUACUAAACCGAAAACUUAAUCAAAAUCUAGCACGAUUCCUUGAUACCGUGCUAGUGGUAUCGACUAGCAUUAUCUACAAAUGAUACCUGUAUUUGUACUGUAUAAAAAAUCUUUAUAACCAUAGGGGAUGGAUUACCCCACUCUGAUUUACGAAUACCGCUAGUAACGCUUGGCUAAACUGUUACUAGAUCUGUCCAUUCUGAGUUUUUGCUUUAUAAUGAAGAACUUGUUACAAUAAUUAUAUUUUUAUAACUAUGAGAGGCUGCUUUUUAAAUUGCCUAAGAUAUUGUUAUAUUCGCGAAUAUUUUGUUUUGUUUGAUUUUGAUGCCUAUUUGUCGUCAGUUGCUGCUAACAUCAACUUCGCAGACCACUUUAAAUGGGAAAAUGUGAAAAUUAUACGAUAACUUUAUAAAAUAAAUUCUUUCAUUUAUUCGGAAUCGAUCCCCGUUGGUUCGCCAUUUCCUGUAUAAAAGGAUAGAGAUUAGUGUAAUUCUAUACGUGCGUGAAGAUUUAGGGUAAUUUCACACAUACGUUUAAAUAUGUAGGGUAAUUUGAAUCCACCUGUUGGGUGCGGUGGAGUCAUAA